Messenger RNA from Diuraphis noxia (Russian wheat aphid), 2942 nucleotides. RefSeq names its product NFX1-type zinc finger-containing protein 1-like. The record is from RefSeq and is a predicted model, not a curated record. Gene Ontology annotation, biological process: regulatory ncRNA-mediated heterochromatin formation. NCBI's taxonomy places the organism in Eukaryota, Metazoa, Arthropoda, Insecta, Hemiptera, Aphididae. Gene Ontology annotation, molecular function: helicase activity. Gene Ontology annotation, cellular component: nuclear RNA-directed RNA polymerase complex.
UUCAAAAAUCAAAACCAAAUAUUACAACUUUCCAAAAAAAUGGGAGAACUUCCUGGAGAGUUUUCAAAAUCAUUCAGAACACAAUAUAUUCAUCCAACUAUAAAUGAUAUUGACUAUGUAAAACAUUUACCGUUCAACCUUGAUAAAGGACCGUAUAAGUCUGAAGACCAUUAUUUAGACACACAAUUUCAUCUCUUACGUGAAGAUUUUAUUUAUCCAUUAAGAAAAGCUAUACAGUUUUAUCGUAAAAAUAAAACUACAACUGGCACUAAUCUGAUAUGCAGUAAUGUAUUGUUUGAUGGUUCUAGAGAGUUUUUUGCAAAUAAAUUAGGUUUUGUAUUUAAAUUUGAUCCCGUUGCCUACAACAUCAAUAUGUUUAUAAAUGGUUACUUAUUGCUGUUUUCUAAAGACAAUUUCAACACUUUCUUUGCUGGACUCGUGCUGAAAGAUGACACWGAAUACUUAAAAAAAGGGAUAAUUUUAAUAGAAAUGCUUGAUAAUAUUGACAUAAGACCAAAAACAAUUUUAUCAAUGGCACAGUUUGAACAAUUUUAUGUACCUUACAAUUGGACACUUAAAGCUCUUCAACAGAUGAACUCACUUCCAUUGAAAGAGUAUAUAGUUUUUGCCACAAACAAACACUGUKCACCUGAAUACCUCAAUGACAUUAAUUACCAAAAGUAUGAUAUUGAUGAUUACAAAUUUAAUAUUUUGAACAAUGAAGAAUGGCCUACAGAAACUUAUCUGCAACAAGAGAGCAGUCAGUAUGAAGCAUUUAAAGCAGCCUUGACCCAUAAAUAUGUUUUAAUUCAAGGUGUUCCAGGUUCAGGAAAAACAUUUAUUGGUCAACGAGUUGUAAAAGCAAUGAUUGAAAAUUUAUAUUUGACAGGGCGACUAAAUAAACCUAUUGCUGUGAUUUGUAAUAAUAAUCUCACAUUAGAUCAUUUUUUAGAAGGUAUCUUAAAAAUAACUGACAAGUUAGUCAGAAUUGGCAGUCAAUCAAAAUGUGAAGCUUUAAAGAAAUAUAGUUUAAAGAAGAUAGUAAAGCUUAACAAAUUAAAAAUAAAUAAUAUUUUAGAAAAAAAUUUAAAAGUUAAAGAGCAAGCYAUUUUAGAGUGCUGUGAGAAAUGUGACAAAUUAUAUUCAGGUAUUCUAGAUUGGAGUAUUUUGAAGACUGUGGUGCCAAAAUUAGCAUUCAACACUUUUAUAGAUUCUUGGGAUUUYCUCAACUGGUUAUUUCAUCCAUAUCCUGUGGAAAAGAUGUUUAAAAAAUAUAAAAUAGAUCACGUACAAUACCCUCAACAUUGUCUUAUUUUAGAUGAUGUAAAACAACGUUUGUCAGAAUUGACAGAACAAGUUACUGAAGGCAGUGAAUAUCACUCAUUAAAAAUCAAACAACAGUUGACCAUGCUGAAGAAAUUUUAUGAAUACUUUGAGUACAUGYUAUCUUUUGAUAACUCGGAAGAAACACCAAUUGUGGUUGAUGAUAUUCAUUUAAUUCCAGCUGAUCAAAGAUGGGUGUUAUACUAUAAAUGGGUCCAUAUAAUUGUUAAUGAAUAUAAGAAUAUUUUAAUUCCAACAUGGUAUGAAUAUAAUGACUUAUGUAAAAAACUCGAUGAGGAUAGAUUGGCACAAACUAUGAAUUUACUAGAUGAUAUUUAUGUAAUUGGACUUACUACUACUGGAGCAGUAAAAAACAAAGAUUUAUUAGAACGUUUAAAACCUCCAAUUGUUAUUGUGGAAGAUGCAACAGAAACAUUAGAACCAUUCAUUGUUGCAUCAUUGACUGAGCAUUGUCAACAUUUGAUUCUAAUUGGAGAUCAUAAAGUAGAGCGUCCAAAGGCAUCRUCAUACACUUUGGCAAAAACUUACAAUUUCAAUCAGACACUUAUGGAACGAACUAUAAACAAUGGCUUACCUUUAAAUCGACUUGUUAAACAAUUCAGAAUGCGACCAGAAAUAAUGUCACUAGUCUUGCCAUCUAUUACWGAUCAAUUAGAGAGUAGUGAACAUACGCUUAAUUUACCAAAUAUUAUUGGAAUAACACAGAAUGUGUACUUCAUUGAUCAUAAUAUUACAGAGGAUAAAAGUCACAUAAAUUUACAUGAAGUUAAAUUUGCAAUUGGACUUGCUCGUUAUCUUUGCUUACAAAAUUAUAAACCUGAAGAAAUAAUGAUUUUAACAACACAUAAAGAUCAAGUCUCUGAAUUUGUUAAGUUUAAAGAAGAAUCUYUACUUAUUAAAAAUAUAAAUAUAUCAUCUGUGGAUAACUGCUCAUUAAAUGAAUGUGAAAUUGUAAUACUAUCCACUAUUCAUAGUACUAAAGGAGAUACAGGAUUUUGGAAACAUGAAAAUCGGAUAUGUGUGGCUUUAACAAGAGCAAAAUCUGGAUUAUACAUUAUUGGAAACAUAAGCAAUCUUAUAAGCCAAUGUGAACUAUGGAAAAGUGUAAAGAGUUCUCUUCAAAGUCUAUGCUCCCUUGGAAGUGAAUUAACUCUAGAGUGCUCCAUACAUAAAGGAACAUUAUCAAAAGUUUCUAAAUCUGAAGAUUUCGUAAAUCGAAAAUGUCCUCGUCCUUGUCUCCAGCAAUUAAAAUGCAAUCAUUAUUGUCAAAGUAUUUGCCAUACACGUGAUCGUGAACAUAUGUUUAUGUUUAAAUGUAGAAAUAUAAACUGCAGAUCAUCUAAAUCUUUAAUCCGCUACCCAUUAAGAGACAUAUUUCUGCUAUUUUGGGAGUAUAGCAAAAACAUUAUUUAUGAAGUAAUUAGUCAACCAAUUUGAUAUUUUUUAACUAUUGAAUUUAAAUUAUGCUAGAUUCUUAGUAAAAUAUUUUUAAUCUAACUGAGUAAAAUUCAAGUUUUUCUUUUACCAUGUGAUACCUAAUAAAUAUAACCUAGUCAUGCAUUGUAUAAGUAUAAAUGUAUAAGAUAUUGUCUGUAUUA